GCCAUUGGCGAAUUCAACGGUUCCCUAGCUCCCAAUUACCUCUUACUUUCAUUUCAUUUUGGUGCCAACGGUUACCAAUAUUAACCAUCAUAUUGAAAGAACUAAUCUCCCCUCAAUUCUGAACAAGUCUAUGCAGCCAACUGCAUAACUUACCCAUCUGGAAUCCACACGGUUUCCUGUGCUACCAUUGGCCAGCCACUCGAGGUCCCCAACCAUCCAUGCAUUUAAGCCGUCGGGUUGUUCUGACAGCUGCCACAAUGGUUUCGGAGCACAAAAGUGUGCAUGCGACGGGGAGUAUGUUGCGGAAGGAUGCGGUUUCUUUUGGUCCAGUGGAGAGAGAUUCUCUGGGCUUAACAGGUCUUCUUCCACCCAUUGGAGGUCGAGGAGCGGAGUUUCAAGGAAAAAAAGGAAAUGCUUUCGUUGAAGCCAUUAGUAUAACUCGUUUACGUCAGUUUGCGUCCGACUUUGACAGAUAUGAUUGGCUGAUGAACCUCUGUGACAAGGACAAGGAGCACUUUUAUCGCCUAAUGAACAAGCAUGCCGAUUAUUUAUUGCCCCUCGUAUAUACCCCUACUGUCGGUCAGGCUUGCCAAAACCUCAGUUUAGUUUAUAACAAUGGCAGGGGAUUGUUCGUCACUAUCCAUGACAAAGGAAAAAUCAAGUCUAUCUUACAAAAUUGGCCAGAAAAAGAUGUUCGGGCCAUCUGUGUGACAGACGGGGAACGCAUUCUCGGCCUUGGAGAUCAGGGAGCUUUUGGUAUGGGUAUUCCCGUUGGGAAGCUGUCUCUGUAUACAGGCUUGGCCGGUAUUCCUCCUCAACAUUGCUUACCCAUUACGCUUGAUGUUGGCACUAACAAUGAGGAACACUUGAACAGCUCACUUUACUUCGGACUUAAACAAAAGCGGGUCAACGGGGAAGAAUAUGAUGCAUUUAUUGAUGAGUUCAUGCAGGCUUGUGCAUCGACCUUCGGCAAGCACGUUCUGAUACAGUUUGAAGACUUUGCCAAUCACAACGCCUUCCGGCUUCUACGAAAAUACAACAAAACGUACUGCACAUUCAACGAUGAUAUCCAGGGAACCGCCUCGGUUGUACUGGCUGGCAUUCUGGCUUCUCCAAAACUGACUGGAAGGAAAUUGCCCGAUGAAAUCAUCCUUUGCUAUGGUUCUGGUGAAGCAGCAAUCGGAUUUGCUCAUCUGGUCACAAAAGCGUUGACCAAACGUUAUGGUCUUACUUUGGAAGAGGCAAAGAAACGAUUGUUCCUCGUCGACAGCAAAGGUCUCGUUGUCAAAGGACGAAAAUCUGGCGGUCUAAAUGAGCAUAAAUUGGAAUUCGCUUGUCCAGCCGGUACUCCUGAGCUAACUUCGUUGGAGGAAAUCGUUCGUUACACAAAAUGCACGACGCUACUCGGUGCUGCUGCCACACCUGGCGCUUUCAGUCCCCGUAUCCUCCAACUCAUGGCCGAAUUGAACGAGACACCUCUUAUCAUGGCAUUGAGCAAUCCCACGUCCGUGGCCGAGUGUACCGCUGAGGAAGCCUAUAUUCACACACAGGGUCGGUGCGUGUUUGCCAGUGGAAGCCCAUUUUUACCAGUAUCUCUGGAACCUUCGCAAUGUAUGGGUCUCAAAAAACCACUGAAACGGUAUCCUGGACAGGCGAAUAAUUCCUACAUUUUUCCUGGUGUUGCCUUAGCCAUCGUGAGUGGACAAAUAUCGCCUGUGACGGACGACGAUUUUCUGGUGGCCUCCGAAACCCUGGCCGCUUUUGUUUCUGAUGAGGACUAUUCCCUGGGUCGUCUGUUCCCUCCACUAAGCGACAUUCGUCGAGUUUCAGUCGCUAUUGCCAAACAAAUCGUACGUGCCGCAAUACCCGAGGGACGUUGCCAUGCGUUCGAAAGCUCACAUGUGAACGAUGCCCAAGUGGAACAGACGGUGUCCUGUUUUUCGAACUAUCCUCCUGAAGAGUAACAUUCACGAGUGCGCAAUCAAUAGUUCUUCCGAAAUGCGCUUACAGCUCCAUUUCUUUUGGCGAAAAAAAUGACUGAACGGUGGUUCCCCUCUCAAGCACUAUGCCCACUUUCGAUCCGCGUUUUCCUCUCUCGAGUACUGCAGUCCGCACAGUCUAUCAUUCACCACUCGUAUCUUUAGUCACAACCCUUUCGCUUUAUGUCACAGUCUGUAAGGAUGUUUCGGGGGGAUUUUUCUUCAUGUUUGUUUUGGUGAAAUUCAUUUCUCAGGCUGUAGGUGAGGCGGAAAUAUUUGAACAAUUCUUUUGCGGAGCUGUUGAUGAAAUUUAUUGCAUCCAACCGUAGUUUGUACCAAGCUCUGAUUUCCACCACUCUAAUAGACCCACUGCAUCAGUCCUUUAUUUCCGUGACGCAUCAAUGACUUUACAUCUACGAAUUAGUAUAAAGUUCCGAAUGUCCGUUGCCGAUUCCAGUUGAAUUCUUAAGAGAAUCAUUACUUAUAUGCACAGAGAAUGUUGAAACAUAC
Dicrocoelium dendriticum is the source of this 2489-nucleotide messenger RNA. NCBI's taxonomy places the organism in Eukaryota, Metazoa, Platyhelminthes, Trematoda, Plagiorchiida, Dicrocoeliidae. The record is from the annotation of a GenBank genome assembly.